ACGGGAAUUUUCGUCGUUAGCACAUGGCGACACUGGAGGAGAAGGGAAACAAAAAUCAGCUGUGCACAGUUCUACCGUCUCCGCCCCUUGUUUGUUUUUGUUACUGAACCCCGUUGCGUUUUCCAGCCGAAAUCUCCAGUCCCCUUUAUCAAAAACAACAGCUAAACCCCCCCAAAAAACCGGUCCCAACCAAAUUAGAAAAUGAUAUAAUCGCCGACUGGCUGUCCAAUGAUGCGCAAAUUCGGGCCGAAAUGUCUCUCUCCGUUUCCACGGCAAUCGCCCACGCCGUCUUGAGCGUCUCCUCCGCCUACGCAAUCUCCCAGACUUCCGACUGCGUUUUCGCCGUCCUCGGCUUCGUCCUUUAUUUCAUCAACGGCAUUCUGGGGAUUGUCGCAUACGGAGCAGCUAGUGGCGUGAAGGUGUACAAGUUCUACACAUCUUUCCUCUUCGUCAGCUUGUCUUUGUCGCUGCCCCUUUUUGUUUCACAGCUAUACUUCGAUUCCGGCUUUCCCAAGUCGCUGACAUUCAUGCACUUCGCCCCAUUUAUCAUCUCUCUUUUCACCGGGACGUUCCGCACACAUGACCACCCUCUGCAGAUACUGCACCUUGCAUCUAUGGUGUACAUCAGUCUAUCCAAUAGAUAUUAUUAUGGCAUCACGACUGCUUUCAGUUUCGUCAUCGCGAUUUAUGCUAUUGGACCUAUCGGCAUGAUUCUCAACACACCUUCAAGAGACCUCUUCAAUUACGCUUUGUCGUUUACUGUUUAUUUUCUCGUUCAAACAUUAAGAGGUCGUUAAAUUUUUGUGAUUGAUUAAGUUAAUUUAAUUUAUUUACAAUUCGACACAAGAAGGUUUAAUUAAAAUUUGAUAUAUUAAAAUUGAUCGUAAUUGUAUGCCUUUACAGCAUUUAAAAUUGCAAAGUAUUAAUAGUCAAUUUUUAUAAAACUGAGGCCAGGAUGCAUUUAUUAUAAAAUUUGCUUAAAGAACGGUAAACAAAUCAAGACUGAAUCAGGAAACGGAUGGAUAUAUUGUCAUUAUAAGCGCUGCUAUACGCAUUUACUUUUUAUAAUCUCAUAUUGUGAUAAAGUAAUUCUAGAUUUUUGUAUUGUAUUUUAAAAGCCAAAAAUAUGGUAAAAAAUAGUUUUUAUGUUCCUGCAAAUAAAUUAUACUUACAGUAGAAAGAAAAUGUGAAAGAAAAGCAAGUAAGGGAAUAUGUUUUAAACUAUAUUUAUAUAUAUAUUUUGUAAAUUUACAUUAUUUCCAUGAUGUCAGGCUAUAAAUUAAUAAAAAAUGAUUUAGUAGUGAAAACAGUGCAUCACUAAAAGUUAUAUAGUAUAAUGAUAUUUACACUGUUAUUUGCACUGGCAGAAUAAUUGUAUAAAAAUCGUUUGUUAAAUGUAGAAUUGAUUUGGAUGGUGAUUUAUAUUGGCGAUUUCAUACAGCCACGGCCAACAGAGAACAAAAAAUUAACUUAAAUAAUUGUAGCAAUAAAAAAUGUAUUGUUUAAAAGUAAUUAAUUAAAACAUACAGGUAUAAGUUAUUGUCAUUGAGACAAAUAAUUGUGUAAUUUUUUAUUGGUUAAAAAAAGUUUACUUUGUUUUAUCUAAAAUGUAAUUAACAAAAAAUAAUUCAUGUUAUAUUGCCACCAGUGAGAUACAAUUUCAUUAUUAUGUGUAAUAUUUUACUAUCCAUGUCAAAGUUUACCUAGAUCCUCGUGUUUAUUUAAAUUGAUAAAUGAAUUAAACUUUGUAAAAACUUUUUUUUUUAAAUGUUAUGUUUUAUGUUUAUCGAUAUUGUAGACUAAUUAAUUGUACCACUUGAUCAGUAUUUUUGUUUAAAAUCGUAAAGUCCAUAUGUUGAGAAACAAUGUUUUUUAAAAUCAAGGAGCUUAUUCUAGCGGGAUAUGACACAAAUAACGAGUUAUAAAUUUAAUAAAAAAUUUUAUUGUUGAUAAAAAAUAUGUUAAAUAUAUAUAAACAUUUCUAGUCAAUUCAAUGGGCUUCAAGUCAUAUGAAAAACUUAAAUAUGUAUUUUUUAAAUUAAAAAAAGAAAAAAUGAGCACAAUGAAAAAUAAGCCGCUUAUUUAAAAAUUAAUAACUGUAAAGUACUUAUAUGUAUGUAUAUAUGCUUUAGAUGUAGUUCAGUGAUAGAUGCCAAAAAAAGGUCAAAAUGAAAUAAUUGUGAUAUCCGUUAGUGCAUGGAAUUAGAAUUAAACUAUUUUGCCUAAUGUUUUACAAAAAUAUAAAUAAAUGGAUAAGAUUAAAAAAUUAAUAAAUAAAACAUGUUUGUAAAUUAAAAUAUUU
Messenger RNA from Cimex lectularius (bed bug), 2302 nucleotides. RefSeq lists its product as uncharacterized. NCBI's taxonomy places the organism in Eukaryota, Metazoa, Arthropoda, Insecta, Hemiptera, Cimicidae. The transcript has 2 exons. The record is from RefSeq and is a predicted model, not a curated record. The coding region runs from base 252 to 797 and encodes 181 amino acids.